AUUACAAAACAAAAAAAAAAAAAUCAAACCCUGAGGUUUUAGGCUUCUGGGUUAUUGGUAAAGACCAACGGAACAUGGCGGCUAGUUGUGGAAGAAGAACCCUACAGUUCUAUUGUGCUUCAGCCAAGACCAUUUUGACCCAUUCAACAUCGUCAAGAGCUGCCAAUAAUAAGCUGGCUGCCGUUUUCUCUCCCAAGCCAAUGUCUGCAUCUCGAUUAUCUCUCCGCAAUCUCACUUCUUCCAGGCUCCCAGUGGAAUUGGCUGCUGCAGUAACUUUGAUCCCGUUGCAUAGUGUUACAGCUUCUGCCUUGUUCACUUCAUUGCUGUCUUUGCAUAAUCAAAGCUGGGGGUGUCUGUCAGAAGGAUUUGCGACACCUCUAUAGCAAUGCCUCUAGUCCCAUAUUCUUGGUGCCGUGCAGACCUGCAGCUGCAGCAGGAGAUUUCGAUUCUCUGCUUGCUUGUUUCGUAUUGAGAUUGAACAUAAUAUUUAACUUUGAAUAGAGUCAUAUGUCAUCUCUUGCCACCUUGUUCUCUAAGAAGAUUUUUGGCCUAAUAUUGUUGUCACCUGAUUCUUCCUUGCAUAUCUUAAGAUAUUUAUAAUUUUGGGAAGAGAGAUUUAUUGAAUAGCUGUGCAAUUUGGAUUUUGUACUCGGGUUCAGUCAUGUUGUUCGUUUUACCUUAUGAAUGUGACAUGGUUGUUAUAUUCAGAAGUACCUAAUAUUAGGGUUGGAAUGAAAAUUUUGAAAUAAGUCUAAAAACUCUGGGCAUUUUAUUAAAUCUCUUUAGGAAAUAAGUCUAAUACGAUGUGUUGACUGGAGCAGGACACGCAUGGGGCGCUCCUGGCCCUCCAGUGUGACGGGGACAUCUCCAAUCGUGCUGCUCGUUCCGAAAGGAACAGGGCUUGCAGCACUAUUGGGCCCAAAGUUAAUUACCGAACAGGCUCUAAGACAUCUACUCCCGAAAUUUAUUACCAUAGUAUUAAGGUCGAAAGUGGUUUUUGCAUUUGAUUCAAUUUUAAUGUUACAAAUUUUUUUUAAAAAAGUGUUUUUGGGUUUAAAAGUC
Molecule: messenger RNA, 1062 nt
Organism: Durio zibethinus
Lineage: Eukaryota; Viridiplantae; Streptophyta; Magnoliopsida; Malvales; Malvaceae
Cellular component (GO): mitochondrion
Source: RefSeq, a predicted model, not a curated record